Meira miltonrushii is the source of this 3131-nucleotide messenger RNA. RefSeq lists its product as uncharacterized. Gene Ontology annotation, biological process: microtubule nucleation; mitotic cell cycle; spindle assembly. The transcript has a single exon. Gene Ontology annotation, cellular component: spindle pole; centrosome; equatorial microtubule organizing center. Gene Ontology annotation, molecular function: gamma-tubulin binding; microtubule minus-end binding. Lineage: Eukaryota; Fungi; Basidiomycota; Exobasidiomycetes; Exobasidiales; Brachybasidiaceae. Bases 43 to 3066 code for a protein of 1007 amino acids. The record is from RefSeq and is a predicted model, not a curated record.
CACUUGCCAUAUAUAUCCCAUCCACCUGACCAUUCCCUCAACAUGUCAACCGAUGGCCCUUCAUCCGAUGGGCGAGGUGCGAUUGCAUCUUCAUCAUCAGAUAUACAUCAAACGCCAACCUCAAGAACAGGUGCUGCAUCCAAUCGAAGAAAGAGUCAUAAACAAUUGAGCGCAAAACAGUUGGACAAGAUUGUAAAAAACCUUACUUCCGUCCAGAAAAGUGUCGGUCAUUUACGAUCAGAUUCGUACGGAUCAUUAUCACAUAUUGGUGAAAUGUCCAAUUAUGAAAAUGCGAUCAAUGACGAAAACAUUUUGCUCGGCGAAGAUGGACAGCGUGAAUUGGCUUCUUAUGCGAUCGAGGAAGAAGAUGGAGCCUUGCUUGGAGAAACAACGCUAACGGGAUUGGAUCUGAAUCAAUUGAAUGGAGCAGAAGCAUGGCUACAAAGAAAAGGUCUUGAUAAAUCACUCUUUAAAGGAUUCAGUAAAGGACCAGACGGGAUCGCAUUGGCAAAAGUUGCAGCCAAAGGACCAAAAGGAAAAGACAGUGCUCCGCCAGAUUCAUUCUUGCACGAAGCCACUUUCGUCUUUAAUCCUCUUAAUCGUCGUAUACCACAUCAAACGCCGAGAAAGCAAGCAGCUUCUGGACUUGGAGCAAAAGGACUUCCAAAAUUGCCGAAAGAAUCAGUUGCCGAUCGCAUUGCUCGUACAAAGCCGGACGCAAAGAGGACAGCGUCGGGCUCAAACGAAACGGCAAAUGCUUCGGUGACACAACAGUCCAUUGGUGACUCGACACAGGUAGAACCACUGGCAUCGGUACCGAAAGAGAUUCAAGAAGCUUUGGUGUUGGAAGACCUUCUCUUUGUCUUGUCUGGAAUAGAAGGUCAAUAUUUCCAGUAUACGCCAUCUUAUUCUCCGGAAGCUCUCGGAUCGCGAUUGAAAGGUGCCACUUUUACCAUUGAUUCUGGACUAGACCAAUCACUGCAAGAUGUUGUUGGGAGGAUCCUGCCACUGGCAACGCAUUAUACCGCCAUCUUUGCUUUCGUAGAAGCGGAAUCAAGUUUGGAGUUCGGUACAGUGAUACAUGCUUUGUGUGCAGCUAUACGUGAUUUGCUAAAAGAGUACGAGAUUUUGAUCAUCCAGCUUGAACACCAAAUGGCUACUUCACCUGCGUUCACCUUGCAAAAGCUUUGGUUCUAUGUUCAUCCGACACUAAGGACGAUGUCGCUUUUGCACAACUUUAUUACCGAGAUUAUCGAAGUUUCACAUGCAAACGUUUUAGAAGCAGAGGAUGAUGGUGAGGGAGAUUCAAGUGACGAAGAUGAUGACGACGAGGACGAUGAGGAAGACAGCUUAGAUCGGAAAAGACGUGAGCUGCUCAGCCUGGAUGAUGAUGACGAAAAUAAGAUCGUUGGUGGAAUAGUGAAAGGUGGAGAGGUUUUAUCACUUUUGUACGAUCGAGUGAUCAGGAUGGGAGGUGAUGAAGCAGCACACAAACUAUUCCGUACCCUCCUCAUUCGAGCCGCACAGCCUUAUGCGGAUAUAUUGGUUCGGUGGAUCACGACAGGAGAUCUUUCAGAUACGUAUGAAGAAUUCUUGGUGAUGGAAAAUCCAAAAGUGACACAGGCAAGCUUGGAAUCCGACCCGACUGACGAAUUCUGGGAACGACGAUACACUUUGCGGGAUGAAAGUGCGAUCGAGCAAAAGGAACACGAAAGACAACAAGGGCUUGAUCUGGAUGAAAUGUUGGAUGAAAGCAGUGCUCGCGGGAUCCUUACAGGAGGAGCCAAGAUACCGGCAUUCUUGGAGCCAUGGAAGAGAAAGAUUCUGCUUGCCGGCAAGUACUUGAACGUCAUUCGUGAAUGCAGCAAAGACGUUUCCUCCAUUCCAGAGAUUGCAGAGCACGCAGAAGCUCUUCAAGAUGCGGAUAUCGACAUGACGGACGAAUCGUUCUUUCAGUACAUCGAAACGGCAUACCAACGGGCAAAUACGGCAUUGUUGAGCUUAUUGCUGGACGAGCAUAAUAUCGUCGUGCGAUUAAGGUCAAUGAAGCACUACUUCUUUCAAACGCACUCUGAUUUCUUCUCCUCCUUCCUCGAAGCUGCUGGACGGGAAUUGCGCAAAGAGGUUGUUCCUGAUAAGGUCAGAGAUGUGACGAUUAUGCGCUUGCAAAGUCACCUCGGUAUGGUCCUUGGCAGUUCAAAUUGCGUUGGCUAUACAGAUCCGUUCAGAGAGGACGUCAAGGUGACGUUAGCAUCUGAGAAUGCGUACGACCAAUUGAAACGAAUCGCUGAGAUCAAAGGAGGAAUGGAAGCAGCAAGAGCACAGGCAAAGUUGGCAAAGCAAAAGGAUAGAGAGCGUAUCCCGUUGAUGGAAUUGCUGCAAUUUGAUUUGACGGUCAAGUUCCCCACCUCAUUGGUGAUCUCUAAAAAGAACAUCUUACGUUGGCAAUUCCUGCAAAGGCCCAUCAUCAAUCUCAAAGCAACGGAAAAAGCCUUGUGCGAUGUGUUUACCGAACAUCAAGAACCUGCAUGGCGUAAAUUGGAGAAAGGUCAUCCGCAAUUGCAAAAAUGGAAGAUGCGAAUCUUCAACUUACGUCAUCGAAUCUUGUUCUUUGUUCAGCAAGUUACAGCGUUCAUGACAGCUGAAGUGAUUGAGCCAAAUUGGCGUGAUCUGGAGUCAAAAAUGGAACGUGCAACAACAGUGGAUCAAUUCUUGAAAGAUCAUUUCGAUUUUUUGAACCUAUGUCGAAAAGAAUGCAUGUUGACCGAUUUACGAUUUGUGGAAAUGAUGUCCAAGCUGAUGUCUGUUGCGAUCAUCUUUUGUGACAAUCGAGUCCGGUUUCGUGAUCAAUUGCAUAUGGAACGUGCAAAUUGGCAAAAAGAUUUGUUGGAGUCACCUCAUCAAAUCGAAGCACCUAAAAUGAGCGAAGAUGUCCUUAGCUUCCUCAAAAGGAUCGAAGGUCAUUGGGAAAAGAGAUUGAGCACGUUCAAAGAUAUUGUAGCCCUUCUUUCUACAACCGAUAAUCCUUCCGCUUUACCUUUAUCUUAUCGUUUACAGUCCGCUUGAUGGCUUUACGAACCGUGUAUAAUUAAAAUGAUGUACGAUAGAAAAUACCAAUGCAGUGUAUGCUC